AUGACCAUGAUUAUGAAUGCCUUUAGCUACUUUCUGAUGAUCACACUUUUGAUUUUACUGAUCGUACCGUCAUCAUUUUUUAUUGAUGCUGAAACCAAAGAGUAUCCAUCAUUUGUCAGAGGACCAAAUUCCUGGAGAAUCACUCCCUCAUCUGACUUUAGUUUCCCAGAGACCGACAUUAGUGUGAUGCCGGUCCUUGUUAAUGGGAUAUUUGUGUGUGGUUUCCACUGCAGCUAUCAUGGUAAUACUUGCCAAUUCGCUAUCUCCAUCUUCAAUACCAGUUUUAAUGGUGAUUAUAGAUUUCCUCAAUCUAGCUUUCCUCCCCAAGUGGUAUGGUCAGCUAAUCGGGACAAACCAGUUGAUGUUCAGGCACUGUUGGAGCUCACUUUUGAAGGCAAAUUUAUGUUGAAAGAUGCUAACGAUACUUCGGUUUGGUCCCAAGGCACAGUAGGCAAGUUGGUUUCAAGGUUAAACUUGACUGCAGAGGGAAACCUUAUGCUGCUUAACAAAGCCGACCACAUUGUUUGGCAGUCGUUUGACCACCCAACCGACACUUUAGUUCGUGGUCAAAGGUUAGUGCCAGGGCAGAAAUUGAAAGCCAGCAUAUCCCCAGACGACCCAAGGGAAGGUUUGUAUGCAUUUGCUAUCAGCCGUGGUGUAUUCACUGCUUACAUGGAUUUAAAUCCUCCCCAAAUCUAUUACUCAAGUUCUGUGGAAGAUAAUGUUGAAUUCAAAAAUAAAUGGUUUGGGUCUUUCUAUGUGGGAGAUUGGGGUAGUUUUAUACGGUUGGGAAAUGAUGGGCACUUGAAGGCAUAUGAGUUGACAGAAUCUGGGUGGGAGGGGAUUGAUUUACUGGGCCUUGAUCAAUGUAGUUAUCCAUUGCCAUGUGGGAAAUAUAGCCUUUGCUCAAAAGAGGGAUGCAGUUGCCUUGACACUGUAAGUGAAAGCGAAACCACUUUUUUUAAGCCAAUAAAUUCUACAAGCCUAGAUCAUGGGUGUUAUGCAGUUUCACCCAUUUCUUGUGAGCCUUCUGUUCGUCAUAGUUUUAUCGAACUCAAGGGGGGCUAUUCUCAACCCAUAUAUAGCUCUUUAUUCUCCGACACAAUCAUAACAUUAGAGAUUUGUAAGGAAACGUGUUUAAAGAAUUGUUCUUGCAAAGCUGCUAUAUAUAAUCUGGGUUACUGCUAUUUUCUAUCUCAAGUAUUCUCCAUUGAGAAAAACUAUUCCAGUGACUAUUACAGCAACUCAGCUUUUAUAAAGGUGCAGAAUUACCCUGAAAAGAAACGACAGAAUGGGGCUGUUAUUGUGGGUUCAACACUUGGAGCUCUGAAAAAGGGUUUGAAGAAGCUGAAGAGCAUUGUUUAG
Messenger RNA from Gossypium raimondii (Peruvian cotton), 1365 nucleotides. Its product is annotated as G-type lectin S-receptor-like serine/threonine-protein kinase At5g35370. Lineage: Eukaryota; Viridiplantae; Streptophyta; Magnoliopsida; Malvales; Malvaceae. The record is from RefSeq and is a predicted model, not a curated record. The coding region runs from base 1 to 1365 and encodes 454 amino acids. The transcript has 2 exons.